Molecule: messenger RNA, 2749 nt
Organism: Choloepus didactylus (southern two-toed sloth)
Lineage: Eukaryota; Metazoa; Chordata; Mammalia; Pilosa; Megalonychidae
Gene: DEUP1
Product: deuterosome assembly protein 1
Exons: 14
Coding region: 125-1957 (610 amino acids)
Biological process (GO): centriole replication; de novo centriole assembly involved in multi-ciliated epithelial cell differentiation
Cellular component (GO): centriole; deuterosome
Source: RefSeq, a predicted model, not a curated record
CGGCGGGCGGCGGGGCCCCUCGGGACGGGCCGGGCGGGCGGCCCCGGCGUUUCAGCUCGGGGAGCCUCACACCUCUCCGCGGGCGCGGCGCAGCGCAGAUUAAAAAUCAAGAAAUAUAAACCAGAUGCAACAGCUUCUUGACAUGGAGAACAAGGCCCCUAAUACAAUGGGAGCUUCUCCUUGUGAAGCUGAGCUUCAGGAAUUAAUGGAACAAAUUGACAUCAUGGUAAGCAACAAAAAAUUGGAUUGGGAAAGGAAGAUGCGGGCUUUAGAGACGCGAUUAGAUCUUCGGGAUCAAGAACUGGCAAAUGCACAGACUUGUUUGGAUCAGAAAGGUCAAGAGGUGGGGUUGCUUCGCCAGAAGUUGGAUAGUCUGGAAAAAUGUAACUUAGCCAUGACUCAGAAUUAUGAAGGACAGCUUCAAACCCUAAAAUCUCAAUUUUCCAAGCUGACAAAUAGCUUUGAAAAACUGAGAUUACACCAGAUGAAACAAAACAAAGUUCACCGAAAAGAAUUAUCACAACCCAAAGAAGAAAUACCAUUUGAAAUGAGCAAUUUGAACCAGAAAUUAGAGGAAUUUAGAGCAAAGUCAAGAGAAUGGGACAAGCAAGAAAUACUGUAUCAGACUCAUCUGGUUUCUUUAGAUGCACAACAAAAAUUAUUAUCUGAGAAGUGUAAUCAAUUUCAGAAACAGGCACAAAGUUACCAGACUCAACUAAAUGGUAAUAAACAGUGCAUAGGAAGCAGCAGCUCUGAAAUUCCUCGGUUGAUAUGUGAACCAGAUCCCAGUUGUGAAACCAAUGAAAAAGAUGAGUUCAUUAUUGAAAAAUUAAAGUCAGCUGUGAGUGAAAUCGCAUUCAGCAGGAAUAAGCUACAAGAUGAAAAUCAGAAGCUCUUACAAGAACUAAAAAUGUACCAAAGACAGUGCCAGGCCAUGGAAGCAGGACUCUCAGAGGUGAAAAGUGAGUUACAGUCCCGUGAUGACCUCUUGAGAACUAUAGAAAUGGAACGAUUACAGUUGCACAGAGAAUUAUUAAAAAUAGGAGAGUUCCAAAAUGUUCAAGAAAAUAAAAACAGACUUGAAUCAUCUUAUUCACCUCGUGCUAAAGAACAAAACAGGAAAAGAAAAGAGCUGUUUUCAGUGGCCCCAGAUCAACCAAAUCAUGAAAAGGAAUUGGACAAGAUAAGAAGCCACCUCUAUCAGGAGGGAGAAUAUCAAAGCUCUGAGCAGGAGAGAAUGAGGAAUGAAAUUUCUGACCUGACAGAGGAGCUUCAUCAGAAGGAGAUCACUAUAGCAACUAUCAUGAAGAAAACUGCCCUUCUGGAGAGGCAGCUAAAAAUGGAGCUGGAAAUAAAAGAAAAAAUGUUAGCAAAACAACAGGUCUCAGAUAUAAGAUAUAAAGCUGUCAGAACUGAAAACAGUCAUCUAAAAGGAAUGAUGGGCGAUUUAGACCCUGGACAUUACAUGAGCAUGGACCUCACUAACAAGGAACAUUCAAGGCAUACAUCUAUUAACAAGUUGGAAUACGAGAAUGAAAGGCUCCGAAAUGAUCUUGCAAAACUUCACGCCACUGGAAAACCACCAUGGACUAACCAAAAUGCGUAUGAAGAAACAGUAAGGCACGCCUAUCAAAGCCACAGGAAAAUGAAAGAAAAUGAAGAUAGACUAAGCCAAGAUUGUGAGCCAGCUUUAAGUGCAACAUCUCCGUUGACACCUUUGAUAUUUCAAACCAAAGAAAUGACAAGCCCUUUGGUUAGUGACGAUGAAGUGUUCCCACUGUCUCCCCCAGAGAUACCCUUUCCAGCUUCUUUGGCUGCACAGCAUUUCCUUCUGGAGGAAGAGAAGCGAGCAAAAGAACUUGAAAAACUUCUAAAUACACAUAUUGAUGAACUGCAAAGACAUACAGAAUUUACUCUUAAUAAAUACACCAAGCUAAAACAAAAUAGACACAUAUGAGCUUUUAAACUUUUUUAUUUGAUUUCCCCAACCCAAGAAAAAAAAGCUCUGGCAAAAUAUUUACAAAGCCGACUAAUGAAACUGAGAAAUUUUCUUCUGUUUUCUUGAGUAAAUCAUUGCUGUAAGGCAGCUGGAAAAUAGUAAGUAUUUUGUUCUGUAAAGCUGUUUGUAUUUCUGAAUUAACAUACUAAACUGUUCUGCUGUAGAGUUACUAUAAAAUAAACAUGACUACUCCAAAACAGAUUUUUUUUUCAGUGUAAGGAAUAUUUUGGACUUAAAUAUGCUGUUUUUUUUCCCACUUGAAUCAUGUAUACUAAAAACCCAUUUCCUCUGUAAGAACACAAAAUGAGGAUAAGGGAAGUAUGUAUUCCAAAAAUAAAUGAAUCGAGUGCAGCUCAGUUGUACUAUGUUUGAAAACUCAAGGAUUUUAAAAAAUCAAAAAUAUUAUUUAAGUACUUUGGAGUAUAUAAAUAUUCCAUAAUUUCUUUUAGAAAACAUACAGCUUUACUCUUUCUGCAUUCACCUUUCUAAUGUCUCUGUUUUUAACAUAAUAAAGGACAUGGAAUGUGCUAUUUACACACUUAAAACAUGUGCCAAAGAUAAAUGCUUUCCUAUUAGCACUAAUUAUGACAUGGACAUGAACAAGAAAUAUAAAGCAUUAUUGUUGCUACAUUCUCCUUUGUAAUCAUCCUUUGUUUUUUACUACGAUAAAGGACAUGAAAAUUCUGUGGACUUAAAACAUAAAUGCCAAAUCUGUAUACAAUUGGUAAUAGCAUGGUAAUGAAAAAUAAA